Molecule: messenger RNA, 2405 nt
Organism: Moneuplotes crassus
Lineage: Eukaryota; Ciliophora; Spirotrichea; Euplotida; Euplotidae
Source: the annotation of a GenBank genome assembly
GAAUAAACUUAUAUAAAAUAAUUAUGUACAACAACUUAACAGACUCAAGCGACAAUAGAGCUAAGAGAGGGAUCUCCUUACCUAAAAAUAGAGGAAGAAUUGCCCAGCCAAGGCCCUUAAUGCUUCAAAAGACAGCUUCCUCACCAGAAAGAGAUCCUAAUACUAGCACUAAGUAAAGGAGUAAGCAAUAUUGAAAUGGAUUAUCGGCAAUCGGUAAAUAAGAAAUCCCAUAAAGUGAAUUCCGUUAAGAAAGCAGCCAUUGAUGGCUUAAAACAAGAUGGAAAAGCACACAGGUCCCCAGUUCCAAGUAUGGGGAACUACAAGCAUGAAUCCUUCAGACAGCCAAAUUUAAACCAUAAAGGUUUCAGCGCUAACUCAGAUUCUUUACGCGGCAAUGGAGCAAAAAUUAGGUCUGAUAAGACCCGUGACUACAUCAAUGAUAGGAAAACGGGUAAUAUGAUUCAAAAGUAUCAGCUCGAGAAGAGGAUAAGCACCUCUGUUUCAACAAAAUCUAAGACCUCAUCAGGAUACGCUCCUAUUAGCGAUAAAAGAGGACCUUCUGGAGCAAUCCCUAACUUCAAGAAGACAAAGGCUAUCAAAAAUAUCAGAGGAAAAUCAAUGAAAGGCAAAAGAGAAGGCUCUUUCUUAAACAGCUACAAAGUCGAAGAGUGAUCAGAUGAAGAAUCACAGGAAAGUGGACCUGUCUCCUCUGAUUACUCUGAUAGUGAACUUGAGACUAAUGAAGAAACAAAAGCACCUGAAUUUGCUAGAGGUCUGCGAAAAGACAAUAUUUCAUCGGCUCAUCCAAAUCGGAGAGGAAAAAUCAAUAAGGCUGAAUCAUCCAAACGAAGUGAUAGUAUCCCUUCAAUGAGCAGGCAUGCCAGAAGGAACAAAAAGAUUCCUGGAAGUGUGAGGAAGCCUACCAACAAUACUAUCUCAAUCAUCAAAUCACCUAUUGAAGGUGGAAGCGAAAAUAUCUUCUUCAGUUACCCCAAAUAUGUGGGUGAAGACAAAGAAUACAAUGGAGAAUUAGUUGAAUACAGCCAGAAAGACAUGAAAAAGUGCAAACUAGUCCUGAAGAUAGCAGAGAGCACCCACAUUUAUAACUCUGUGGUAAACUCAUGCAAGAAUGCAGGAUUUUAUCUCACUGAUGUUGGAAAGGACUGGAAUUUAUUAUGGACAUCUUCAAAUAAAACUGAAAUCCUCAGAACAAUGAAUAAGUUCCAACGGAUGAACCAUUUCCCAGCUGGGUAUCAGUUAGGAAGAAAAGAUCUGAUGUGGAAGAAUAUAUCAAAGCAGAAGCGAAAGUUCGGAAGUGAAUACAACAUUUGUCCGAAGACCUACAUCUUCCCUCAUGAUUACAGGAGAUUUAUUAUCGAUGCCAAGGCUAAAGAGAACAAAAAGGCUUUAUACAUCAUGAAACCAGUAGCUUCAAGCUGUGCUAAUGGAAUAAAAAUUCUGAAUGCUCAAAUGGGACUCCCCAAAAAUAAAAAGGGUUAUUUGAUAAGUAAAUAUAUAUCCAGGCCCCACUUGAUUAAGGGAUUUAAGUAUGACAUGAGAAUCUAUGUCCUAGUCACCUCCUAUGACCCUCUUGUAGUGUACAUGUACAAGGAUGGACUGGUUAGAUUCUGAUCUGAAAAGUACUCUCUAAAUUCUAAAUCGUUCAAGAGAUUCAGCCACCUCACAAACUAUAGCGUUAACAAGAAAGCAGAGAAUUAUAAAUAAUAAUUGUGGCAAAGAAGGUGAAGAAAAUGAUGGUGAGGAGAAAAUGCUAUCGAAAUGGAGCUAUAAGCAGCUCAUGAACUACUUUACAGAAAAAGGCCAUGAUUGUCUUGAGGUUGAUUCUGAAAUAAAAGAUGUAUUAAUAAAAACAUUGAUGUCAGUUGAGCCUCACAUAGUCCAUCAACAGAAUAUGUACACGAGGAAUAAGAAUUGAUGAUUCGAACUCUAUGGGUUCGACGUUAUCCUUGACAGCAAACUCAAACCAUGGAUUCUUGAAGUAAAUGUCAGUCCCAGCUUAAGUUCCUCGUCCUUAUUUGACAAGAAGCUUAAAACAAGACUCAUCUGAGACACCCUGACUCUCGUCGGUGUGAAACCGUACAACAAGCAAAAGUUCAAGCAGAACCAAGAAAAGCUGGCCUCUAAGAACAGAGUAAAUGGGUUUGCAAAAGGGUCAGCUUACUACGAGAGCAAGUCGGCGUCAAUGCACUCUGGAGCUGGAGGCGGCCAGGAAGUGCUGAACGAGUUUAUUGAGCAAAGCACAAGAACAGGGAACUUUGAACUAAUUUUCCCAUUGGACAUAAAUGUAGAAUAUUACUCACAGUUCUUCGAGAAAGAUAGACCCAACAAUGAGAUGCUUCGCAGGUACCUAAAAUAAAAUAACAGUUCAACUUUCCCACUAAUAA